GACGAAUGCACUGCGGCCCAAGGCCUGUGGCUUUGCGGCUGGACCCAGGCGACGCGGGCGCCACCACGGCAAAGCCCGCGGGCCUUUGUGCUGAGCGCCCUCUCUCCCCACGGGCCAGGCCUCUCGCUGGUGGUGGGCCUGGUGCUCUACAUCUCCAGCAUCAACGACGAGAUGCUCAACAGGACCAAGGACGCCGAGGCCUAUUUCAGCUACAAGUACGGAUGGUCCUUUGCCUUCGCUGCCAUCUCCUUCCUUUUAACUGAGAGUGCCGGGGUGAUGUCCGUGUACCUGUUCAUGAAGAGAUACACUGCCGAGGACAUGUAUCGGCCUCACCCGGGCUUCUACCGCCCUCGGCUGAGCAACUGCUCCGAUUAUUCAGGCCAGUUCCUACACCCUGACGCCUGGGUCCGGGGCCGCAGCCCCUCCGACAUCUCCAGCGAGGCGUCCCUGCAGAUGAACAGCAACUACCCAGCCUUGCUCAAGUGCCCGGACUACGACCAGAUGUCGUCUUCGCCCUGCUGA
Molecule: messenger RNA, 522 nt
Organism: Carlito syrichta (Philippine tarsier)
Lineage: Eukaryota; Metazoa; Chordata; Mammalia; Primates; Tarsiidae
Product: voltage-dependent calcium channel gamma-5 subunit
Exons: 2
Biological process (GO): postsynaptic neurotransmitter receptor diffusion trapping; calcium ion transport; transmission of nerve impulse
Cellular component (GO): postsynaptic density membrane; AMPA glutamate receptor complex
Molecular function (GO): channel regulator activity; voltage-gated calcium channel activity
Source: RefSeq, a predicted model, not a curated record